AUGGCUUCCUGCAGUCGUUCAGUUCGGUCUUUUCCUCGUUUGACUUAUGAUGAAGAAAUGGAAAGACUUCGGAAGUUAUUAGAAGAGGUUUCCUCAGAUGAAGAAACCAUUGAAGAAGAAAUAGAGGAUUCAGAUAAUGAAGACGUUUUCAGCGAGCACCAGUCUGAAUCAGAGGAAGAAUGCAGAUCUUCAGAUGAUGAAGUUUGUGAACAAACUAGCUUUUUUGUCGGAAAUGAUAAAACUACAAAGUGGCAGAAAGAACCUUUCAGAAAUCAGAAACGCAUACCUGUACAAAAUAUAAUCAAAAAACUGCCUGGAAAUACGCAAUUUUCUAAACAAGUUACUUCGCCAAUCGAUGCUUGGAGACUGAUAUUUGAUGAUUCAAUAAUAGAAAUGAUUGUGAAAUGCACUAAUACUUAUGUAGAAAGUAUUUCUGGACUAUUAUAUAUAGCUGGAUUGCACAAAUCUUCUCAUGUGAAUGUUAGAGACUUAUGGGCGACAGAUGGCACAGGAUUAGAUAUUUUCCGUAAAACUAUGAACUAUAAGCGAUUUCUUUUUAUACUUCGUGUCUUGCGAUUUGAUGAUAUCAAAACUCGGAAUAGCAGACGAAAGAUUGAUAAAUUAGCUCCAGUAAGAAACUUGUUUGAACAUUUUAUCAGGAACUGUCAGAAGUCAUAUCAUGUACGUGAAUACGUAACAUUAGAUGAAAAACUAGAGUCUUUUCGAGGCAGAUGCUCCUUUCGACAGUAUAUGCCAAAGAAACCAGCAAGAUAUGGUUUGAAGAUAUUUGCUUUGGUCGAUUCUAGGACAUUUUACACGUACAACAUGGAAAUAUAUGCAGGUCAGCAGCCAGAUGGCCCUUACAAGACAGAUAACAGUUUCUGCGAAAUAGCUAAACGCUUGCUAGCUCCAUUAUACAAUUCUGGAAGAAAUGUCACAACAGAUAAUUGGUAUACCAGUUAUGAAUUAGCCGAAUUUUUACAAAAACAAAAAAUUUCUAUUGUUGGAACAAUACGUAAGAAUAGAAAAGUUAUCCCGCCUGAAUUCGCCUCCCAUAAAAAUAGAGAACAUACAACUCUCUUCGGGUUUCAAAAGAAUAUAAUGAUUCUUUCUUACAUGACGAAAAAGAACAAUUGUGUAAAUCUUCUGUCAACCAUGCAUAAUGAUAAUCGCAUUGACGAAAGUACAGGAGAUUUAAAAAAACCGGAGGUAAUAACAUUCUAUAACAUGACGAAAGGAGCAGUAGAUGUUGUCGAUGAAAUGGGAUGA
This is a messenger RNA of Argiope bruennichi, 1269 nucleotides long. RefSeq names its product piggyBac transposable element-derived protein 4-like. The record is from RefSeq and is a predicted model, not a curated record. The transcript has 2 exons. NCBI's taxonomy places the organism in Eukaryota, Metazoa, Arthropoda, Arachnida, Araneae, Araneidae. The coding region runs from base 1 to 1269 and encodes 422 amino acids.